Bufo bufo (common toad) is the source of this 607-nucleotide messenger RNA. It is a transcript of the gene S100A10, whose product is annotated as S100 calcium binding protein A10. Lineage: Eukaryota; Metazoa; Chordata; Amphibia; Anura; Bufonidae. The transcript is spliced from 3 exons. Gene Ontology annotation, cellular component: cytoplasm. The record is from RefSeq and is a predicted model, not a curated record. Gene Ontology annotation, molecular function: calcium ion binding. The coding region runs from base 16 to 489 and encodes 157 amino acids.
ACACUUCCCAUUUUCAUGACUUAUUUUCCGCAUUCUAUUUGGUUCUGGGGAGGAGGGGGAGGGGUUGUGAAUAACGGAUUGUCAGCUCCAGGUCUAGAGUCCAGGUCACAGCCGGGUGUGAGGACACACCCAGAUUAUAGCGCCACACCUUGGCCUGAGGACACAGAGCAGACUGGAGAUCCUCAGCUCCCAGUAAUCAUGGUGCCUUCUGAACUGGAACAGGCAAUGGAGAGCAUGAUGUUCACCUUCCACAAAUACUGUGGGGACAAGAACCACAUGAACAAGGACGACCUCCAUAGACUGAUGCAAACCGAGUUCCCUGAAUUCCUAAAGAAUCAGAAUGACCCCCUGGCUGUGGAUAAGAUAAUGAAGGAUCUGGAUCAAUGCCGGGAUGGGAAGGUCACCUUCCAUAGCUUCUUCUCCCUAAUCGCCGGUCUGACCAUUGCCUGUAACGACUACUACUGUAAGAACAUGAAGGGCAGGAAGUGAGGCCGACCGCCGCCACCGCUUCUAUAUCCACCUAUCGCUCCAGACUGCUCCAAAGAGGACCCCAUCUGUCCACUCAUUCCACCCCAAAGCUAUAAUAAAUGCCCCAUGUUUUUGUAGG